Molecule: messenger RNA, 546 nt
Organism: Mollisia scopiformis
Lineage: Eukaryota; Fungi; Ascomycota; Leotiomycetes; Helotiales; Mollisiaceae
Exons: 1
Coding region: 1-546 (181 amino acids)
Source: RefSeq, a predicted model, not a curated record
AUGUCUUAUCCAACCAUUCCAGCCUACCAAACGCAGGCCAAUGGUGCGGAGAAGCUCUCCCGCGAGCAUCCCGUUCUCGAUUUCUUAAUCGACCAUCAAGAGGCCUUCGAUACUGGCAAGAUGAAAACCGAACCCUACACUGUAUUCCACGUCGAUGAUUUUGUCUUCACAAAGUCUGAUGGCACGGUCCUACCUCCCGGGGAGGCAUCUUGGAAAGGCUUGCUCGAAGGAUACGCUCCAUUCAACAAGCACUACCACGAGGGUCGAUACGCCUGCAUCUACGAGCGCAACGGGAUUUGGGAGAUGGUUGGUUUUGCAAAUGUUUACGCGAAUCUUCUUGUUCCUGGCGAGAAGACAAAGAAGGAUCAGUCUGGUCGUCAGUGGGAUGUCCUUGUGCCGGGGGCAUUUCUCUUCACUUGUGUCAAGGAUCCUACUGGUCCGAAAGGGUUCAAGGUCAAGUCAAUGACUUUGUUUGGAGACGGAGUCCCUGUAGUUGGAGAGAUGAUGAAGCGUGGAAUGGUAAAGGCUGAGGAUCUUGUGAAGUAA